Molecule: messenger RNA, 1709 nt
Organism: Solenopsis invicta (red fire ant)
Lineage: Eukaryota; Metazoa; Arthropoda; Insecta; Hymenoptera; Formicidae
Gene: Rsph9
Product: radial spoke head protein 9 homolog
Exons: 4
Coding region: 136-978 (280 amino acids)
Biological process (GO): cilium movement involved in cell motility; axoneme assembly; motile cilium assembly
Cellular component (GO): radial spoke; axoneme
Source: RefSeq, a predicted model, not a curated record
AAUAUGCAAUCUCGUCAGAGUUUAUCUCAACAUGACUUUUUAGAUCACCGUAUAUAUUUAAUACAUAACAUUUGAAAAGAGCAAUUUUGCGUGUGUCAAAAAUUGUCAGAAUGUCGAGAUUUUUUUGAACAUAGAAUGGAUUGCUUGAAGCUAUUGGAAACUCUCGAUAUAUUCGGCUGCGCCGGUAUUUGCAUUAGUACUGAAAGUUCACAGCUGCUACAGAAUUCGCUACUCAUUUUGCAGACGGAAAAUCAUUUUCGAAAAUGUUAUUAUUGGGGCAGGAUCAAUGGGAUACAAAACGAUUAUCACAUCGCAUAUGGUUUUGAAAAAGAUUGCAUGAAUAAUCAGAUAUAUUAUUAUAGUACAGAUGGUAUAAAUUGGCUAUUGCUACCAAAAGCGACGAAAUGUGGACGAUUUCUAAGUCCCUUAGCGAUUAAUCAAUUUGAGGGUGAUCCGUCUAUCGUCACGAACGUUUAUGAUGUCAAUCCACCGUUUCCACCAAAUGAAGAUCCCAAGACUUAUUAUGAUGAUCCCAUGCCGAAAAAGCUGAAAGAGGAAGAUCGUCUAGCGGCCACCGUGGAAUCGAUCGUGGAAGAUGCUGCGAUUAUUCCGCGGGGAGCUUGGUUCAAGUGUCCGAACGGCGACGUGAUCGAGAAUUCGAGUUUUGUUGGCCUGUGCGAGAUGGAUGCCUUGAAUCUGAAAUCCUAUUUGCACGCCUGUCCGCCAAAAGAGAAGUGGAACGUCAAUUUGUCAUCUCGUCCCGAUUACAAUUACGCAUUGGACUUUUUGGACAGCAUAGAUAUGGAUGUUCCGCAGGAAUGCUGGAGUCUGCAAUUUCUCUUGGGUGGUCGUUUGGCCAUUUUACACAGCUUGUAUUGGCAUGGAAUGACCUUCUUUCAUAAGUUGAACUCCCCGCAUUAUGGAUUUUUAUACGUGGGUCAUGGAAAGAAGAAUUUAGAUCUUCCGUUCAUGAUCUGAUGCGAAAUACAUAAAUAUGACUAUACGAGAAUACGAAAUAUAUAUCACGUGUAGACGACAUUAACAUAAUAAAUGACGGUGGGUGCGAUUCAAAUUUCAAGCGUAAAUGUAUACGAAGUGUGACGACGACGUCAUUUAACUUAUUUUAAUGUAAUGCGUGGUAUGCAAUGUGAAGCAAUGCAAUGAGUUGCAAGAGCGAAACGCCCGUGGUUGAACGAUCAGUUAAUCGAUACGCUCGUCGAUAUAAUUCGUAACGCCAUUGUCCUUAACGUCCGCUUCCCGUCACGAAAAUCCGUUGUCUGCCCGUAUUCCUGCGCGACACCGCGUGUCCGCUUUUGGCGACAUCCUCGAAUUCGCGACAACAUUAAAUUUCGUGCUUCCUGCUUCGUGCGUUCUCGCAUCGGUCUGUCACCCGGGAUUCCGCGAAAGGAAACUCGGUGUGAUGAUUGAAAUAGCUCAAAUUGCGAGGAAACGAGUUCCGAGAAUUACAUAGAAUAUCCCUGACAAGUCAAUUUUAUGUCGUUCAUGGUAGGAAAAAAUUAAAAUAUUUUAUUUAUGUCGAUUUAAUUUUAAUACUCGAUCAAAUAUCAAACAUUUAAUCUUUUUUAACAUUAAUAUGAAACAAAUUGUGACACAAUAGAAAAAUAUUUUAAUCAUAUCUAGCAAACACAAAAUUACAGUUAUUUAAAUGUUAGUUGUAAGGCAAAAUUAUAGAUGAUUGUGCUGUUUAA